UUUGCAAAAUUAUCAUAAAAACCUCAAUUAAACUAAAUUAUUUAUGUAGUAAAGUUUGCUAUCAGUGAGUGGUGUAUGAAAAGUUAAAGAAUAUGCUUUCCCAUUUAAAAGAUAUACUUAAAUACAGCAUACAAUAUGCCUGUGUGACACAUUGUUUUUUUGAAUAUAUUGGCGAUUUUGUGGUGUGCAGUGGCCCCUCCAUGGAACCCACCUUGUUCUCCAACAAUAUUCUACUUACCGAAAGAAUAACAACACGUUUUCAUAAACCCAAUCGUGGCGAUAUUGUCAUUGCCGUCUCACCCACCAAUCCCGAGCAGUAUAUAUGCAAACGUGUUGUUGGCUUGCCGGGUGAUAAAGUUAUUUUGGAACAGCCCCCACCCGAACUUCAUGAUGUUACAACUGAUGUAGUCAAAAACACUGCCACUACCUCCACCUCGAAAUCCGCAAUAACAGAAGAUUACGUGCCAAGAGGUUUUGUAUGGAUCGAGGGAGAUAAUCAGAGAAAUAGUUCAGAUUCUAGAUAUUAUGGACCAAUACCUUUGGGUCUGAUUAAAAGUCGGGCGGUUUGCAGAAUAUGGCCAUUGAAUGAAAUAAAAUUGUUAUGAAAUAGGCAGUUACUAAGGGUCGGCAUGAUAAAGUGAAAUGUAUGCUAAAGGAAUAAAAUUACCGUAGAAACAUGUUGGAAGUAAAAUAAUUUAAAAAGAAAUAAAAUUACACAAAUUUUAUAAAAAUCUAA
Messenger RNA from Calliphora vicina (urban bluebottle blowfly), 736 nucleotides. Its product is annotated as mitochondrial inner membrane protease subunit 1. Bases 93 to 605 code for a protein of 170 amino acids. The record is from RefSeq and is a predicted model, not a curated record. Gene Ontology annotation, cellular component: mitochondrial inner membrane peptidase complex; membrane. The transcript has 2 exons. Gene Ontology annotation, molecular function: serine-type endopeptidase activity. Lineage: Eukaryota; Metazoa; Arthropoda; Insecta; Diptera; Calliphoridae.